AUGGACGACGACAACGUUCACACGCCGAAGGGUUCGACGGAAGAAUCUGAUUCGGAGGUUGAAGACGACGGUGACGUUGUGAAUUACAGUGCACAUUUUGUGACAGACACGGUUUUUCUAACGUUUGACGAUGCAGUUACAUGGGCGGAUGCUGUUGCAAUAAAUCUGGGAUUUAUUUUGGUGAAAUCGUCUUUCAACAAACAGAGGGAUGGUCGACCAGUUCGAUAUUUAAGAUGUGACCGGGGACGCAGGAGUAAGCCGAGAGAUCUUGAGAACGCAAUUCGGAAGGACACCAAAACCAAGGGCAUUUGUUGUCCUUUCUACAUCAAGAUAUGUUACGAGUUCGUCAGCAAUACUUGGUUUCUCUGGGCGAAAGAUGAUGUAACUGGGACCCACAACCAUCCAAUGAUUGCGUAUCCAGAGGGUCAUCGUAAAAUUAGUGGGUUAAGCCCGAAAGCGAAGCAGGUUAUGCGUGACAUGACGAAGUCUAAGGUUGCACCGCGUAACAUCAUGGCGACUAUUGCGGAGCAAUUUCCUGAUGAUCAUCCAAACAUCAGACACAUCUACAACUGCCGGAAUGACUUCAGAGAGGAGAUGUCUAAUGGGAGAGGAGCUGUUCAUCAAUUUCUACAUUUGGUGAGACAGAGUCAGUAUGUUUACUGGGUCAUGUCCGAUAAUGAAGGCGUUUUACAGCACGCCUUUAUGGCGCAUCCAGUCAUGAUAGACAUCCUACGGACGUACCCCUAUGUGAUCGGUAUGGAUUCCACUUACAAGACUAACCGAUACGGGAUGCCGUUCUUUGAGAUAGUUAGCGUGACACCAACAAAUUAG
Chenopodium quinoa (quinoa) is the source of this 831-nucleotide messenger RNA. RefSeq names its product protein FAR1-RELATED SEQUENCE 5-like. Bases 1 to 831 code for a protein of 276 amino acids. NCBI's taxonomy places the organism in Eukaryota, Viridiplantae, Streptophyta, Magnoliopsida, Caryophyllales, Amaranthaceae. The record is from RefSeq and is a predicted model, not a curated record. The transcript has 2 exons.